AUGACAACGAUAGUUACAACAACAGCAACUAAAGAUUCAUUAUCUCCAACAUCAUCAAUAAAUUAUACUGUUUCACCACCAUCAACAACAUCUUCAUCUCCAAUACUAUUUUAUCAACAAAAUCAAUCAUCAUUAUCUGAUAAUGAUUUAAAUUCAUCAACUGAUUCAAUAGAUACUUUAAAAUCAACUACAUCAACUAUAAAAUAUAAUAAAUCAUCAUCAGAAGAAUUACAAUCACAAACACAGUCACAUAAUUAUUCAAUACCUAUUCAAAUUACUGCCCCAUCACCACAAUUACCUUCAACGUCAGUACUAGAAGCAUCACAACCACAACCAAAAAAGAAAUUCAAUAUACCAAAUUAUUAUGUUCCACCAAAAAACACACAUCAAGAACAAUUGCAACCACAUAUUUCAUCUUCUACAAAUUCAACUACAUCUUCUUCAAAUUCUUCAUUAUUAUCAUUAAAUGAUUUUACACAACAUAAACAACAACAACAACAACAAGAAAAACCAAAAUUAUUACGUAAAAAAUCAGGAGAAUUAAUAAAAUCUUCUUUAAAAUUAUCACCACAUUCAUUUUUACAAAGAUCAAUUUCAUCACCAAAUAUUAUACAAAAUAAUGGUAAUAAUAAUAGAAUAGAUGAAAUAUUAAGUCCAAGAAAAUCAGUUAGAUUUGCUUCAAGAUUAAUUAAUGUUAAAAUGUUUGAUGGUUGUGAAUCUCCUGCUUCUGUAUCAAGUUUAAAUUCUCCAUGUGAUUCUCCACCAAAUGAAAUUAAAAGAAAAUCAUUAUAUAGUGUAAAUGAUUUUUCUGAUUUUAAUAAUAAUCAUCAAAGAUCAAGGUUUGAUAAUAAUAUAGAUGAAUCAGAAGAAGAAGUAGAUGAUUCAUAUUUAGAUAAUUCACAAUAUUUUAAUAAACCAAGAAAUGAUUAUUUUGAUUUUGAUUGGAAUUGGCAUAAAUCUGAUGAUGAAGAGGAUUUAUUAAGUGAACGAGAAGAUGAAACUACAGAAGAUGAAGAUGAAGAAGACGAUGAAGAAGAAAGUAGGUCAAAAGAGUAUAGAUUAAUUUCUCAUGAUAUCCCUAAAUUACCAUCUACUAAAAGUAAUAAUAAGAUUUGGUUAACAUCAGCAUAUAUAAUGAAAUCAACUCCACAAUCAACCACAACAUCAUCAAAGUCAUCAGCAUCAUCAUCAAAACAAUUUUUAAAUGGUAUUUUCCAAGUAUCUAAUUUAGGAUUUGAAAAAAAAUUCUCAAUAAAAUUAACUUUUAAUAAUUGGAAAUCAAUUAUAAAUUUUGAUGGAUCAUCAAGAAUUUCAUAUAUAAGAAGUGUAAAUUCCAAAAUUGAUGAAUUUAAAUUUAUGAUAAAUUUAAAUGAUUUAUUAAAUUGUUAUACUCAUAAUUCAAAAGAGGAUAUUCAAGAAAAAAAUAUAACUAUUAGUUUAUGUAUAAAAUAUGAAGUUAAUGGUAUUGAAUAUUGGGCAAAUAAUCAAGGUAAAAAUUAUAAUUUUAAUUUAAUUGAAUUAUUAAAUCAAAAACCUACUCAAAAGAGUCAAUCACCAAAUAAAUUUAUUUCAAGAUCUCAAAAUUCUUCACCAGCUCCAUUUAAAGAAAUUUGUUCAAAGUUAAUAAAUUAUCAACAAUCUCAACAAUUAAAUAAAAAUAGUAUAGCAUUAAAAUCUUUAAAUUCAAUUUCAAUGGGUAAAAAUUUUGAUGAUUCAACCACCAGCACUUCAACUAACUCAUCUGCAUUACCACCCAGACCUACAAUUAUGAGAAAAUCAUUUAGUUCAAAUGAUAUAACAACAUUAAAUAAACAUCGUUAUUCAAAUCGUCAAAAACAAAAAGAAUCAAAUACUACAACUACUACUACCACAAAUGAUGCAUCAUCAUUACAAAAUUCAUUUAGUAAUUUAUCAUAUUCAGAUAUUUUAAAUCAAUAUUGUUUUGCAAAUAAUAAUACAAAAAUUUCAAAUAUAACUACAACCACCACUAGUAAUUCUUCAAUUGAUGGAUUAAAUAAAUCAAACACAAGUGGAGUUAAUAAUGGUCAUUGUUCACCUGAACAUAUUGGUAGUACUGCAUCUACAUUACAUUAUUUUAGUGAUUCAAUUCAUAUUUAA
Lodderomyces pseudojiufengensis is the source of this 2118-nucleotide messenger RNA. It is a transcript of the gene GAC1, whose product is annotated as protein phosphatase regulator. Gene Ontology annotation, cellular component: protein phosphatase type 1 complex. The record is from RefSeq and is a predicted model, not a curated record. Gene Ontology annotation, biological process: regulation of glycogen biosynthetic process. NCBI's taxonomy places the organism in Eukaryota, Fungi, Ascomycota, Pichiomycetes, Serinales, Debaryomycetaceae. Gene Ontology annotation, molecular function: protein phosphatase 1 binding; glycogen binding. The transcript has a single exon. Bases 1 to 2118 code for a protein of 705 amino acids.